This is a messenger RNA of Morus notabilis, 1944 nucleotides long. RefSeq names its product RNA polymerase sigma factor sigE, chloroplastic/mitochondrial. The record is from RefSeq and is a predicted model, not a curated record. NCBI's taxonomy places the organism in Eukaryota, Viridiplantae, Streptophyta, Magnoliopsida, Rosales, Moraceae. Gene Ontology annotation, biological process: regulation of DNA-templated transcription; DNA-templated transcription initiation. Gene Ontology annotation, molecular function: DNA-binding transcription factor activity. The transcript is spliced from 6 exons. The coding region runs from base 89 to 1642 and encodes 517 amino acids.
CGGAUCGGUCAGAGAUUUUUCAUUUUUUUAAGGAUUUGGGAAAUUAUAUAAUUUUUUUGGUAUUAAUAGUUGUCAAAAGUAACUUGGCAUGGGAGUUGUGACAGUUUCUAGCUCAGCUUCUCGAACUCCUUUAGGAUUAAGCCUGAAAUUCUCGAGUAAUCGAUCUUCAGUACUGAAGAAACCCUUAAUUGUGGCUUUUAAAGGGGACAAAUCCAAUAAAACUGUGUUAGUUGCACCCCAGGAUCAGAUAAUUUUGCCCGUAGAAACCCGAAAAGAGGUUAAGAGUAGGGUAGGAAAGGCUAAAAAGAGUUCGAACAGAGUAAAAGCCGUGGCUACGGAUGAAGCUUCUACUAGUACCAUGGAAGUGGAUUACAAUGAGGCCGCCGCCAAACUCGAGAACAUAUUCAAGCUUAGCUCCGCGGAUGUGGAGGAUGCGGUUGGAUUGACAAGUAGGGGACGGAGACGGAGGAGUAAGGUUAUUGGGGAAAGUGAUGAGAGAGCAGGAAAGAAGAGUACUACUAGUGAUACCGUGGUUAGAAACCGGAAGAAGAAGGCUAAGAGAUUGAGUCUUCACAAAAGGGUCGAAUUGAAGAGGGACAAGGAAGAGAAUGUGGCUGUUGUUUUAGUUAGAAAGAGGAGAGAGAGUUUGAAUGAAGAGGAGAAGAUUGAGAAGCUUGUGAGGGAGUAUUCAGCAUCGACUGAUUUGGUCAGCUUGGACUGGAAGAAGAUGAAGAUUCCGCCGGUUCUUCCUUCUUCGGAGCAUACGUGGUUGUUCAAGCUGAUGCAGCCUUUGAAGCAACUUUUUCAAGUGGGAGAAGAUUUGCAAAAGACUUUGGGGAGAGAACCAACGGAGAAUGAACUUGCCGAGGCGACUAAUAUAAGUGUGGUUCAAGUAAAAAGGCAUUUGGAGGCCGGUCGAGCAGCCAGAAACAAGCUCAUUAAGCACAAUCUCCGACUGGUAUUGUUUGUAAUGAACAAAUACUUUCAAGACUUCACAAAUGGUCCGAAAUUUCAAGACCUUUGUCAGGCCGGAGUUAGGGGACUUAUCACAGCAAUUGACCGCUUCGAACCAAAGAGGAGAUUCCGGCUUUCUACGUAUGGUCUUUUCUGGAUUAGGCACGCGAUCAUACGUUCCAUGACUGUUUCAAGCUUUACUCGUGUCUCAUUUGGCCUUGAAUCAGUUAGAGCAGAAAUUCAGAAGGCCAAGAUCGAGUUGACGUUUGAGCUCAAAAGGUUACCGACAGAGGAAGAGAUAAUUGAAAAGGUUGGUAUUUCUCCAGAGAGAUACCAUGAAGUAAUGAGGGCCUCUAAACCAGUUAUCUCUCUCAAUUCAAGGCAUGUCACAACACAAGAAGAAUUCAUCAAUGCUAUCACGGAUGUUGAUGGAGUGGACGGUGAUGACCGACGAAAACCUGCUCUUCUCAGGCUUGCUCUUGAUGAUGUGCUUGAUUCCUUAAAGCCUAAGGAGAGCUUGGUGAUCAGACAGAGAUAUGGACUCGACGGUAAAGGCGACAGAACACUGGGGGAGAUUGCUGGAAACUUGAACAUUUCCAGAGAAAUGGUUAGGAAGCAUGAAGUUAAGGCUCUGAUGAAGCUCAAGCAUCCUGCUCGAGUCGAUUAUCUUCGCCGCUACAUGGUCUGAACCGCAUCCUUCUCCACACCAUGUGCUUUUUAGCAAAACAUCUCUCAACCUCUAGAUGAUACUAAUGGCUACUCUAUUGCUUUUACUGUAUAGUAAUGUACCAUAGUCUGUUGUCAAAAAAUUUGGGAAAAAGAAGAGAAGAAGAAAAGAGAAAUUUGUGAAUAUAGAAAAUUUUAUACCAUGUAGUUUUUGAGAUUGUCCAAACUCAUUACAACAUGGGAUGUAGUAAUAUAUACAUACUUCUUUCUUCUCUUCUGUAUUUUAAUGUUUUAUACAGAUAUAUAUAAUGCCUUUAGAGCCAG